This is a messenger RNA of Baudoinia panamericana UAMH 10762, 2214 nucleotides long. RefSeq lists its product as uncharacterized. The record is from RefSeq and is a predicted model, not a curated record. The transcript has a single exon. Lineage: Eukaryota; Fungi; Ascomycota; Dothideomycetes; Mycosphaerellales; Teratosphaeriaceae. Bases 289 to 1782 code for a protein of 497 amino acids.
GUUGUCUGAGAGACAUGAGCUGAGCCGUGCGCGUGGCACCCUCCUUUCUUGACGAUGCCGUCCCCCCCCCGGUGCAAGCGACAGAGCUCGCAGAGCCGCAAUCAUCACACCUUGCAGCCUUCCCGUGCGGACAUGCUGUUCAUGUUUACCGCGUGCACGACUUCCACCUCCGCGAGCACCUUACUUGCGUUUCUGAGCAAGUAGCUGUACCAUUCCGCUCUUCGAGCUCCGGCCAGAGCUCUAUAGAGUCGUCCCAUUCUGAGUUUUCCUCUAAGCACGAAUGGACCCAUGCAAUCCAGCUGCGCCCACACCGCAACACCACCGGAGAAGCAACAGCAAGACGCGCUUGAAGAUGCCGAGGCGUCAUCAUGCAAGUCCGAUGGAGAUUGGUCGCGUAUCCAGGAACUGUACCCAAAACCUGUGACGUGCCAAUCGUCCCUUCUGGCAGUGGAAACGAGCCUAAGCGAGACCGCCAUCCUGGAAGACGCGCACAAUCUUAAGACUACCACGCUCGAGCACUCCAAUGGUGUUCCUAAAUCGUCUUCUUCCGAAGACGCCGUGGAGCCGGACGCCACGGCCACCUUGACUUUGAUUGCCUCUCGAACUCUGGAUCGACUUGCGAACAAGCGCCGUGAGCUCCUGCUUCUUAUUGCACGGAGGGGCCGUGUCAUGCAAUCAUAUCAAGACACGCGUCGCUAUACUCACGAAUCGCUCGCUGCCAUAGUAGAGACCUUCUCUGGGCAGGGCGAGACGGAUCUUGCUCGAACGCCUGCUGGAUCAUUUGCAUCGCUGAUAGAUCAGCUGAACAAUGAUGGUGCAAAUCUUGCUCAUGAUUUCGAAGCUGCUCUCGAACUUGAUGCCGAGAUUGGCUCGUUAGAGUAUGGAAUUGCGCAGGAGGAGAGCAGCUUGCUACUGACACUCUCUGACGUCCUUAAACACUUAACUGGCGGUAACAGCGAUCACAUACCCACUCAGCGUGCCGAAGUGUUAGCCUCUACUCCUGGUGCCAUGCUCCCUCCAUCUUCUCCCGAGCCGAUCCCCGGUCCAGCUGAUGACUACUUCUCGGCCGUUGGCCAAGUUUCUCUUCUCGAACAGCACCGUCUCGAAUUAUACGAGGAAUACGCAGAAACCCGAACUCAACGCCAGUACGACCGGGACCAGGGAAGGGAGCCGUCAUUACCAGACGAUGAGUUCGUAGAUUGCUUUACUACUAAGAUGAGAUGCACCGAAAGUGAGAUCGCCGAAUGUCAAUCACGGGUUGAAUCGCUUCGACAGCAGUGUGAGUAUGAAGGAAUCGAUGUAUUGCGCUUGAGGCGGAACAGGCUGUCGAGCUCUUCGUCUUGUCGUCCGAACUUGAGGGCCGAUACACUCUUACCUCCGGCGCUUGCCGAACCAUGCUUGCCCAGUGAUUCCGCAACGUAUCAUGCACGGGACAUCCUUCAUCGGUCGGCUCCUCCAUCUUCAGAUGUCGAAGGAUGGCUACAGAGCGUGCCAUAUGCAAUGCCGAUUGCAAGUACCGAGUGUUCCCGCGUUUCACCAGCGAGAGCAGCCCCCAAAGGGAGGAAUUCAGAUCAUCACCAGAGAACGGUGAAGAUUGAAACACACGUUGUUGCAGCGGACUCGCUGCCUUCGAAGUCAGGGAGUCUACCAUUAUCGGUGGAGCAUAACUUCCGUCGUGUUCGCUCCGAGACUGAUCUCAUUCGGACGCUGCCAGAAUCACAUUUGAAUCGUCAGGAUGCCGGGGUGCGAUCGUGGCAUUCAGAGUUCGACUAUCGGAUCUAGGUACGAGCAACGACUGCUGAAGCACAUGCUGUGCCGACGCAUGUAGGCGGACUAUCCUGCCGCAUUCCAGCUAUGUAACAGUAUGCCAGUGAUAGAGUGAUAACGGCAGCAGCCCGUUUGACAUUGAAAGGCUGCGGGAGUGCUGACGUUCUGCAUAUGCACUCCUAAUACUCCGACCAUGUGCCAACUUUGGAGAGGAGUGGGCCAUCUCGCCUGCAUGCCAUCUUUACUAGGCUUAGUUGUCGGCUCGAUCAUGAUUCAGCAUGCGUAGCUAUCGUAGGUUAAGCUCGAGGUUUGAAGAACGAGGCCAGGUCUAGGCCACGGCGAAGGCUUAUGCCCUUGUAAAGCACACUGUCUGGUUCAGUGGUAUGCAUACCCUCGCGAGCAUAGCGGAAUAUACAUGACAUCGCUACUAGUACGUAACAUGCCCGC